GCAAGAGCCCAAGCAACAUACCAAGGCAUAGUAUAGACAUUUUCAAGUGCUCAUACACCCAAGUGCUUAAUAGAAUCACUCGGUGAUUAGCAUAGGUGCUUUGCGAAGUGCUUAGGUUAGUUAGAUCGUAUUAGCGCUUGCUCUAGAUGAAUCCUAGUUAGUUGAGUGAGUUUAGAAAAACCACACAACCCCUCGGCUCUUGCGUGAGCCGUUGUAAUUGUACCGAGUGGGGCGAGAGUCUUACGAGACCGUGAACCGAGUUUGUGUCACGACCGCCACCGUGUACCGGAGAGAACGAGGCCCAUGACGUUUUCGGUCGGAAGCUCGAUAGUGAAGACGACGGGGAGUGUCUGAGAGGAGCCGGAAGCAAAGCACCACUUGCGUGUGGAGAAUACCCGCAGCUCUCUAUGAAGUUACUCGAUCGUAGUGUUUGGCUCUCGUGUGGGCUACCCUUUGCGUAGGUGCACCAACGAGGAUUAGUUGGAACCUUGCGUGGUUCCGGAUACCUCGGUAAAAAUACCGGCGUCAUACACGAGUGUUUGCAUCUCUACCUUGCUCUUUAGCUUCCGCAUUUAUAUUAAGCAUCUAAGUUUCAAUCUUAACUUUCUAAGUUAGUUUUUUAGAAUUGAAACUUAGCCAUUGCGGUAGAGAUACCAACACUUAGACAAAAACUAGUUUGCACAUUAUAGAUUAUUUAUUUGCAUAGAUUUUGCUCUAGGGGUUUAAUUGUGUCCUAGUUUAGAGAAAGUUUUAGAAGUCCUAAUUCACCCCUACCUUAGGCAUCACUGUUUUCUUCAGCAGAACAUAUUAAACUUUUUUUUAAAAGGAGUCGAGAUUGUAGACAAAAGGAGAGGGUUUUUUUAGAAACACAAAGGUGGUUUUCCUCGGCAGACAAAGCAGAAAGGCCUGGCAAAAGUGGCCCGUGGAUCCCAAGAGUCGCCACGCAAGGCCCAGCCAAAAACCUGACCCCACAAGCGAGACAUGACGAAGGCCGUGAUGCGAGAGCGACAAAAAAACGGCCUCGGCGGCGCCGGCGUCUUCGGAUUCUCCGCCCGACGCGCGCCUUAUUUCCUUCCCUCUCAGUCUCCGCGCCGUCCUGCCACCCUGCGUUUCAUCACGCUCGCAGGUUUCUAACACCAAGGCACCUGCCAAUAAAUUUUGCCUACUGGCACUCCAUAUAUUAGAAGCAAUAUGAAUCCGUAUUUCUUGGGAUUCAUUCUCCCUUUUGUGGCAUCUCUGCUGCUUACCAAGAGAAAGUCCGAGAAGAAGAGGGGGGUGCCAGUCAAUGUGGGUGGAGAGCCUGGCUGCGCCAUCCGUAACCACAGAUUUGAAAGACCUGUCAAGACGCGCUGGGAGGGGAUUUCCACGCUUGCUGAGCUAUUUGAGCAAUCGUGCAAGCAGUUUGCCUCUACACCCCUGUUUGGCACCAGGAAGCUCAUUGCAAGAGAAAUGGUAGUGGCUGCUGAUGGAAGAUCCUUUGAGAAGCUCCAUUUGGGAAACUAUGAGUGGAGAAGCUAUGCUGAUGCAUUCAAAACUGUCUGCAAUUUCGCUUCUGGUCUACUGCGGAUUGGACACCUCAAGGAUGAGCGUGUUGCUAUUUUUGCUGACACACGGGCUGAGUGGCAGAUUGCGUUGCAGGCAUGCUUCAGACAAAAUAUUGCAGUUGUCACAAUCUAUGCCUCUUUGGGGGAGGGAGCGCUAUGUCACUCACUAAAUGAGACCGAGGUAACUACUGUUGUAUGUGGACGAAAAGAAUUUAAAAAGCUGAUUGAUAUAAGUGGGCAACUUGACACUGUGAAACAUGUCAUCUACAUUGAUGAGGAAGGCAUCUCAGUUGAAGUGUCCUUGGCUGAAAACUGUACUAGCUGGACAGUCAAGUCAUUUGAAGAGGUAGAGAGUAUAGGCUUGCAAAGACCUGUUGAAGCAAACUUGCCUCUCCCAUCAGAUACUGCAGUGAUUAUGUAUACGAGUGGAAGCACAGGAAUGCCUAAGGGAGUCAUGAUGAGCCACCAAAAUGUCUUGGCUGUAGUUUCAGCUGUUAUGACGAUUGUGCCUGGUCUUGGCAAGAAGGAUGUGUACCUGGCAUAUCUUCCCCUAGCACAUAUCCUUGAAUUGGCAGCUGAGGCAAUCAUAACUGGUGUUGGGGCUUCAAUAGGUUACGGGUCACCUUUGACCCUGACUGAUACAUCAAAUAAAAUAAAAAAGGGGACGCAAGGUGAUGCUUCUGUACUGAAGCCAACGCUAAUGACUGCUGUACCUGCUAUACUUGAUCGUGUUCGUGAUGGUGUACGAAAAAAUGUAGAUGCAAAAGGUGGGUUAGCGAAGAGAUUAUUUGAUAUUGCCUAUAGCCGUCGUCUAGCUGCUGUCAAUGGAAGCUGGUUGGGUGCGUGGGGACUAGAGAAGCUUUUGUGGGAUAUGCUCGUCUUCCGAAAGGUUCGUGCAAUCUUGGGAGGACGGAUUCGCUUUAUUCUUGCAGGUGGAGCACCUCUGUCAGGGGAAACACAGAGAUUUAUCAAUAUAUGUCUUGGGGCUCCAAUAUCUCAAGGAUAUGGCUUGACUGAAACCUGUGCUGGUGGGACAUUUUCAGAGUAUGAUGAAACAUCUGUUGGUCGCGUUGGUCCCCCUUUGCCUUGUUCAUACAUUAAGUUGAUAGACUGGGCCGAAGGUGGAUACUUAACAACCGAUUCACCAAUGCCUCGGGGUGAAAUAGUUAUUGGAGGUCCAAAUGUAACUAAAGGCUACUUCAAAAAUGAAGCAAAAACAAAUGAGGUGUACAAGGUUGAUGAAAGAGGCAUGCGAUGGUUCUACUCUGGCGACAUUGGGCGCUUGCACCCAGAUGGAUGUCUUGAAAUUAUCGACCGCAAGAAGGAUAUAGUCAAGCUUCAACACGGUGAAUAUGUUUCUCUAGGAAAGGUGGAGGCUACUUUGAGUGUGUGCUCAUACGUUGACCAGAUCAUGAUCCAUGCUGACCCCUUCCACAGCUACUGUGUGGCACUUGUUGUAACUGCACAGAGUGAGCUGAAAUCCUGGGCCUCAAAACAAGGAAUGACAUAUAGUGAUUUCUCAGAUUUGUGCCACAAGCAAGGGACAGUCAAAGAAGUCCUCCAAUCUUUGGUGAAGGCUGGUAAGCAAGCACGGUUGGAGAAGUUUGAGAUCCCUGCCAAAAUCAAGCUGAUACCGGAGCCGUGGACGCCGGAGUCAGGCCUCGUCACGGCUGCCCUCAAGCUCAAGAGGGAGGUGAUCAAGAAGGCAUACGAGAUGGACCUUGCCCAGUUGUACAGUCAGUGACCUGCCGCUACAGUUUCUCAACGAUAGGGGUGAUCCUGGUAGCUACCGGCAACAACAGUUUUUUUUAUUUGUACCUCGUACUAUGUUCCUGUCUUUCUUUUAAGACAAUAGUUGACUGGUAAAUCAGUUGCCGAUAAUGUGUAGCCUUCCAUUGCCCGCCCAAAGAGAACUAUAAUUAGCCCUUAUUUAUUUGGCUAUUAUCAUAUUCACCUCAAUUCAAAUA
Molecule: messenger RNA, 3511 nt
Organism: Zea mays
Lineage: Eukaryota; Viridiplantae; Streptophyta; Magnoliopsida; Poales; Poaceae
Product: long chain acyl-CoA synthetase 9, chloroplastic
Exons: 12
Coding region: 1192-3288 (698 amino acids)
Cellular component (GO): membrane; endoplasmic reticulum
Molecular function (GO): long-chain fatty acid-CoA ligase activity
Source: RefSeq, a predicted model, not a curated record